AUGGUUCUUCACCCAUUCGACUCUGUUACCGAUGCUGAGAUUCGCUUGGCAUCCAAGUUGAUCAAGAAUGCUUAUCCAGCAGAUGCAAAUGUUCACUUUGUUCAAAUCGAGAGAACUGAUCCUCCAAAGAAAGAUAUGAUUAAGUACUUGGAAGCCGAGAAAAAUGGAACUCCAACGCCAUCUAUUCCUCGUGUGUUGUAUGCAUACUAUUAUACCCAUACUUUGGACUUUAACAAGGCUUUGGUCAAUGUGACUGUGGGACAUGUUAUCACCAAGACCAAGCUUCCCAAGGGAACUGUUGGACCAUAUCUUCCUAAUGAUAUGAUCGAGUGGGAGGAAAUGUGUAUGCAACACCCUGCUGUCAAAGCUGAAAUUGAGAAAUUAAAGUUACCUUCCAACUACCGGGUUCGCAAUGAUCCAUGGAUUUAUGCUACUGAAGAUGCCAACGAAUCAAGACCAUUGGUUCAAUUCUUCAUGUACGUUUUGGCUGGAAACGGACACUCGGAGCUGAACCACUACUCGUUACCAUUGAAAUUUUCACCAGUAUUUGAAGCCUAUACCAAGAAAUUCAUUCGCAUUGAUUAUUUGCCAGGUGGAUUUGACGAAACCAUUACUCCAACUUUACCAUGGCAAGAGGUUCCUUGUGUUGAGUAUCACCCAGAUUUGGUCAACGAACCAGUUCCUCGUGAUGUGAAACCACUUUUAAUUUCGCAGCCAGAAGGUCCAUCGUUCACGGUGCAGGGCUCCAAGGUCAAAUGGCAAGGAUGGGAGUUCCGGGUAGCUUCUAGUGCCAGAGAGGGAUUUGUCAUUUACGACGCUCACUUUAAAGGUCGUCAAGUGUUGUACCGUCUUUCUUUGUCGGAAAUGACAGUGCCUUAUGGUGAUCCUCGUGCUCCAUACCAUAGAAAGCAGGCAUUUGAUUUGGGAGAUUGUGGCUUUGGAGUUAAUGGUAAUCACUUAAAUUUGGGCUGUGAUUGUCUUGGUGUCAUUCAUUACAUGGACGGUAAGGGAAUUGAUGCUAGUGGUGAACCAUUUGUCAUUCCUAAUACCAUCUGUAUGCAUGAACAAGACAAUGGAUUAUUGUACAAACAUGUCAAUUAUCGUACCAAUAAUGCUGUUGUGGCCAGAAGAAGAGAAUUUGUUGUGCAAACCAUUGCAACGGUUGCAAAUUACGAAUAUAUCAUCAAUGUCAAAUUUGUUACUGAUGGUAUGAUCGACAUUGAAACCAGAGCUACCGGUAUUCUUUCCACCAUGCCUAUCGAUGAAAACGUCAAGGUACCUUGGGGAACCAUUGUGGGACCCAAUGUGAUGGCAGCUUAUCACCAACACAUUCUUUCGUUUAGAAUUGACCCUGCUAUUGAUGGACAUAAGAAUACCGUUGUCUAUGACGAUGCUGUGAAAUUGCCUCGGGACAACAAAUUGAACCCAUAUGGUGUUGGUUUUGUCACCCAGAGAGGUUAUGUGGAAAAAGCUGGCCACAUUGAACAAUCUCCUUUCACCAAUAGAACUUACAAGAUCAUCAAUGAGAAUGUCAUUAACCCUGUGGCCAAGACUCCAGUCGGAUACAAAGUUGUGAUGCCUGCCCGUCAAAUGAUCAUGGCUGACAACGAUUCUUUCAAUGUUAAGAGAGCCAAGUUUGCUACCGAGCAAAUUUGGGUAACCAAAUACAGAGACCAUGAACUUUUCGCAGCCGGCGAAUUCACCAACCAGUCGCACCUGGACCAAGGAUUGGGAGUAUGGGCUAAUGGAGUAGAUGAUGUUAGAAACGAAGAUGUGGUUGUGUGGGCUACAAUGGGAUUCACUCAUAUUCCUCGAGUUGAAGAUUUUCCAGUUAUGCCAGUGGAAAUCCACAAUAUUGGAUUGGUUCCUGCCAACUUUUAUGACAAGAAUCCAGCGCUCGACAUUCCCCAGGCCAACAAUACAUUCAACAAGAGUGUGCAAUUGAGUCUGGCUAAUGCUCUGUGUUGCAGCAAGACCAACUUAUAG
This is a messenger RNA of Meyerozyma guilliermondii ATCC 6260, 1986 nucleotides long. RefSeq names its product Amo2p (gene AMO2). Gene Ontology annotation, molecular function: copper ion binding; primary methylamine oxidase activity; quinone binding. Lineage: Eukaryota; Fungi; Ascomycota; Pichiomycetes; Serinales; Debaryomycetaceae. Gene Ontology annotation, biological process: amine metabolic process. Bases 1 to 1986 code for a protein of 661 amino acids. The transcript has a single exon. The record is from RefSeq and is a predicted model, not a curated record.